Messenger RNA from Fusarium odoratissimum NRRL 54006, 339 nucleotides. RefSeq lists its product as uncharacterized. NCBI's taxonomy places the organism in Eukaryota, Fungi, Ascomycota, Sordariomycetes, Hypocreales, Nectriaceae. The record is from RefSeq and is a predicted model, not a curated record. Bases 1 to 339 code for a protein of 112 amino acids. The transcript has a single exon.
AUGGCAUUUGCUGCACGCUUCUCUUCCCUACGCGCGAUAAUGGGCCAUCCAUUUCAGCUCCCAUUUUUCUCAGCCCUGAAGAAUAGCACCGACAUCUUGGAGCUUUCUCUGCAGGUCGGCUGGUUCUGGGGUUUUCGCAAGCGCAGUAACAUGGCAGGUAUUGGGACUGUACUUGUAGUUUACCUUAAACCCAAGAGGGUAAAUGACUCUCAAGGCGGCUUCAAAUGUUCGCCGGUUGUUGAUGAGGUCAAGUUCGAUGUUAUGGUCACAGGACCACUCAGCGGCUCCCUGAUCGGUCUUGGAACAGGAUCCAGAAAGCAUGAUUAUGUUUUUAGUUGA